AUGGCACACCUCCUUCGCGGCAAACAGGCCGGUAUCCCAAAUGAUCUCUCGGUUGGCAUUUCGCCUGAAGUCUUCAUGCUAGACGAAUUUGCCCGCUAUGGUAUCAAUUCUCAGAUCUCGGUCCUCGCCUAUGACCCCGUCCAAUCCCUCCUCGCGGUCGGUACCAAUGAAUCCCCAUUUGGACCAGGCCUUGUCUACGUCUUUGGCCAGAAACGAGUCUGCGUUACCUUCACCCCUCCACGACGGUCCUCGAUUGGAACCAUCCAAUUUUGCGCCGACAAACUUGUUGUUCUGGACAGUAAGAACGAUAUUAGCAUCUUCAGCCUUGAAGCCAAGCACAUGCUUGCCAACUACGCCCCGCCCGGUCAUGUUAUCACUAUUCUCACGGACCCGAGCCUAGACUAUUGUUUAUGUGGACUGCAAAAUGGUGACAUUGUCGCAUACGAUUUGGACCGAGAAGGCAUCACGCCAUUCAGAAUCCCCAAUCUCUGGCGCGAGCGGAAUCCGCGAGCUCGAAUCCUCCCAAUCGUGUCCAUGCAAUUUCAUCCCAAAGAUAUCGGUACCAUACUCAUUGGGUAUCCCGAAGGAGCCGUGAUCUACUCUUUCAAGCAGAACAAGGCGACCAAGUUCUUCCAUUACGAGGUUCCCAGAGGGGCUCGAGGUGGUGAUGGAGACCCUUCAGCCUCCAACCAAGUGAGACAUCCACGACUCACGCACGUUCUCUGGCAUCCGACGGGCACCUUCGUUUUGACUGCUCAUGACGACUCGAGCUUGGUGUUUUGGGAUCCUCGGGAUGGUAGAGCUGUCCACGCCAGAACGGUCGAUGAAACAGAUGUGAAUAUGCCGAGCGGCGGAUCAUCUCGAGCGGGGCCCGGAACAGUUUCUGUCAAGGAGCCUUAUAUCAAUAUUGCAUGGUGUUCUAAAGAGAAUCCAGACGAUACUGGUCUGCUCGUGGCAGGUGGCUCGCCCACCACCAAUCCAACAAGAGGUCUGACCUUCAUUGAACUGGGCCCAACACCCAAUUAUCAAACAUCGACCUGGGAUUUUCUGGCAAGUCAUUUCAGAAACCCGAAAAGAAUACAUGUCCUCCCUACACCACCCAAUGCCGAAAUCUGCACCUUUACUCUAAUUCCUCGCUCAUCUCCUCAUUUCUGCGGCGCCCAUGAUCCGAUAGCAAUCUUGACCGCGCUGUCCUCUGGAGAACUCAUCACUCUCAGCUUCCCUUCCGGACAUCCCAUCACACCCACCAAUCAACUUCAUGUCUCAUUGUCUUUCGUUCAUCCGUUCGUCACGAAAACGGCAUUGUCGUUUGUCGACCGGGUGAGAUGGCUCGGCCUACGCGAGAUUCGUCAACACGGUCCCAAUUUCUUGCUAGGUGGAGCUGAAGGGACCAAACCUCGGAAAAGAUUUGAAAACAGAAACAUCAUUCAGACAGCACACGCGGACGGGACCGUUCGUGUCUGGGAUGCUGGACACGGCGAUGCCAUCGAGAAUCCUGGCGUACUCCAGGUCGAUCUGGGGAGGGCAGUUGGUCGAUGGGACCAAUUGGACGUGACUCAAAUGAGCAUGUCAGGUGCCACUGGAGAAAUCUCGGUGGGGUUGAGGACCGGAGAGCUCGUGGUUUUUAGACUCGGUCGAAAUCAAUUGGCCGGUCAUCCCCCGCCUGAGCCCGGCCCCCAUGAAGGACCUGGACGAAUGACAGAUAUCGUCGAACGAGCAGAUGCUGGGUUGAAGGAAGGUUUAUUACCAUUGACUAUGACCAAUGAUCAGCAAGGCCCGGUAACGGCUCUACGACAUUCUGAUGUCGGGUUCGUGGCUGCUGGAUAUGCCGGAGGGGGUGUCACCCUGGUUGAUCUUCGUGGACCAGCUAUCAUCCAUACGGCUCUGCUGAAUGAAUUAGCGGGCGGGAAACACCGAAGAGGGAGCAUCAGACGAUCGACCCCUGCGACUCAAUCUACUGAAUAUCCAACCGCCAUGGAAUUCGGUAUCAUGACCCUUGAAGGCGACGACUACUCCUCGCUCGCCUUGUUUGUUGGCACAUCGCGUGGUCGAGUUGCUACAUUCAAGAUUCUGCCAUCUCAAUCUGGUCGAUAUUCAGCACAAUGCGCCGGUGUGACCCAGAUAUCAGAUGAUCGAGUGAUUUCCCUGUCGCCGAUUGAUACUCGAGUCGGCUCACCAGCGGUUGCCACAGGCCACGCGAUGGCUGGCUUACAGUCAGGCAAGAAAAUAGAGGGGGUGUUGGUGGCAGCCACGACGUCAUCUGCCCACAUCUUCCGCCCGGCACAUGCCAAAGGGGCGUCCAAGACUUUUGAUCAUUACCUGUGCGACUCAUCUUCGGUUGCGCGAUACGAGAAUCGUGGUUAUGCACUUGUCGGCUUAUUUGGAGAUGGCGCGGCUCGAGCGUUUUCUAUCCCUGCUUUGAAAGAGCUUGCCAGCACUCGCGUCAACCAUCUCCUGGACACGAAAAGAUUUGGUGAUGCCAUCAUCACCCCGACCGGGGACAUUCUUGGAUGGGCAGGCCCAAGCGAGAUUGCCAUUGUUAAUGUCUUUGGCGCUGGCUUGUCGCUCCCUCCAAGCCCGGAUCGACUAUUCGACCCUGCGAAGCUCGUCCCUCCUCGACCGACAAUCAGCAAUCUUCAAUGGAUCGCGGGUACACAGUACAUCACACCAUCGGACAUGGAUAUCCUUAUCGGCGGUCCUGACCGACCACCUUCGAAACGAAUGAUGGCUGAAAUGCGUGCGGCGAAAGAGGCAGAAUUUCAGCGGCAGAGGGAAGCUGCACGUUCUGGUCGAUCUGCACCACCAGAUCAAAGUCAAGAGACUUAUUGGGCAUAUAUGCAACGACAGUUGGCUGAGAGGACGGAAAGUCUCGGCUUGGCGGGCGACAGUAUGGAUCGAGCGGCUGAAUCCAGCAGCACUUUCAGCGAUGACGUGAGUAAAUUUGUUGCGAAACAAAAGAGGCAGGCGGCGAUGGGAUACUUUACCUCCAAACUUGGCUUCUAA
This is a messenger RNA of Rhinocladiella mackenziei CBS 650.93, 3003 nucleotides long. RefSeq lists its product as uncharacterized. Gene Ontology annotation, molecular function: myosin II binding; syntaxin binding; GTPase activator activity. NCBI's taxonomy places the organism in Eukaryota, Fungi, Ascomycota, Eurotiomycetes, Chaetothyriales, Herpotrichiellaceae. The transcript has 4 exons. Gene Ontology annotation, biological process: regulation of exocytosis; establishment of cell polarity; regulation of protein secretion. The record is from RefSeq and is a predicted model, not a curated record. Gene Ontology annotation, cellular component: plasma membrane; cytoplasm. The coding region runs from base 1 to 3003 and encodes 1000 amino acids.